ACGUGAUCCAAUUAGUGCUCUCCGCGAAGCACUGCAAAUUUCAAAAUGGCCACGAAAAGUGAAGGAAAGGCUCAAGUCGAAGUAGUUCGAGGCCAAAUAUUUGAGGUUGGACCUCGAUAUAGCAACUUAUCAUACAUUGGCGAAGGAGCAUAUGGAAUGGUCGUAAUUGCGACAGAUGGAAAAACGGGGACAAAAGUUGCAAUCAAGAAAAUCUCACCAUUUGAACACCAGACGUACUGCCAGAGAACUCUAAGGGAAAUCAAAAUACUAACUAGGUUUAAACAUGAAAAUAUUAUUAACAUCCAAGAUAUCAUUCGUACGGAGAAGAUUGAAGAAAUGAAAGAUGUAUAUAUUGUUCAAUGUUUGAUGGAGACAGACAUGUACAAACUUCUAAAGACACAGAAAUUAAGUAAUGACCAUGUGUGCUACUUCCUCUAUCAAAUCCUAAGAGGACUCAAAUACAUCCACUCGGCAAAUGUACUGCAUCGAGACUUAAAGCCAAGCAACCUUCUACUGAACACAACUUGUGAUUUAAAGAUCUGUGAUUUUGGUUUGGCUCGUGUUGCUGACCCGGAGCAUGAUCACACUGGGUUCCUCACUGAGUAUGUCGCCACCAGGUGGUACAGAGCACCUGAGAUUAUGUUGAAUUCAAAGGGCUACAGCAAGUCUAUAGAUGUUUGGAGUGUAGGCUGUAUUCUAGCAGAGAUGCUCUCAAACAGACCUUUAUUCCCUGGAAAACAUUAUCUUGACCAGUUGAACCACAUCCUUGGGUCCUUGGGUUCACCCAGCGCAGAGGACCUCAAAUGCAUCAUUAAUGACAAGGCUAGGGGAUAUCUACAAUCAUUACCCUUCAAGCCAAAGGUACCAUGGAAAACCCACUACCCAAAUGCAGAUCCCAAAGCGCUGGAUCUUCUUGACAAAAUGUUGACCUUUGACCCUCACAAACGCAUCACAGUAGAACAAGCACUUGAGCAUCCAUAUUUGGAACAAUACUUUGAUCCACAGGAUGAGCCAGUUGCAGAACAACCAUUUACUUUCGAGACGGAGCUAGAUGAUCUUCCCAAAGAGAGGCUUAAGGAACUAAUCUAUGAGGAGACUGUUCGAAUUAAGCAAAUGCAAGCUGAUGGGCAGCUAUAGACUUGUUCACAUGUACCAAUUUAGAAUUCCUUUUACAAUCUCGCUUCUACAUGUACCUGGAAACAUUGGGGGUGGGGUGUACCAAUAAACCCUGAUACACCCCCUCAACAGUUGGCCAGAUCAGAUCCAAGAUUAAUGCCUACCGAUGGAACACCCCGUUGUGAUGUGGAGUGAGGAUUGUACCAGAACUAAAUGGAUUUCACAAGACCUGAUGACCCCCGAACAGAGGGGUUGAGAUCCAAGGAUAGCUGGUACUUCCUCUCUAAACCAGUGCAGCAGUGUCAGUCUCGUAGAUUUUAUAUAUACCUGUACAAAGGCAUGAUCAUGAAAUUAUAUAUAAACUUUAGAGAUACUAUUAUAUACAAAUAUAUAAAUAUAUAUAUAUAUUAUAUACAUAUACAUACAGUAUAUGCAUACUUAUGAGUUAGAAUGCCAUUCUGGUCAAGUUAUCUAGAGAGUAAAAGAGAUAAAAUAGCAAGGACGUUCUUAUAUGUGUGGACUGCAAAGGAAGUUCUAAUA
Molecule: messenger RNA, 1656 nt
Organism: Owenia fusiformis
Lineage: Eukaryota; Metazoa; Annelida; Polychaeta; Sabellida; Oweniidae
Source: the annotation of a GenBank genome assembly